GUCGACAGAAGCUGGAAAAAGAGGAGAGAAAGAUUGGUAAGAGAUACUGGAGGGAAAAAACCACCUGGCAGAACAACAUCAUAUUGGCUUGGCCCAACUUUGUCUCUGACAGAACCAAGGAGACUUUCCUAACCUCCACUAUCCCCCCCCCAAGCUUUCUUUUUCUCACCUUGUUCCACCCCUUUUGAUUUUAGCCUACUAAAGUACUCCCUCAUAGUGGAUCCAGGAAUCCCGCCCAGCAGCCAGUCUAGCCCUCUCUAAUCUCAUUUCCUAUAAAAGAUUCCAGAGGUUAGUCAUAUGCAAGAGUCAAUAGCACAAGGAGAAACUGAAAAUUGCUUUAGGUUUCAAGCAAAGUUGCAUCAAGAAGAAAAGCUCCAAACAGAUUACUGUGGCAGUCAACUGGAAGAGUGUGACUUUUGAGCAGAUUUUUAGAAGAUGCUGUAACAGUUCCAGGUUAUGAUUCUGAUAAUGUUAAUGUUGGAGUAACAAGAAAUCGGCCAUGUGCCCAUUAGCUUCAGCACUUAGGAAAUCUGUUUUCAUAUCUGAGAGUGGUUUCCCCCACAACGUAUCUUUCUGGGAGGAUUACAGAUGACACAGUUUGAUGCACUUGGGUGUAGAUUUUGUGGUUUUGGUUGUAGAAUAGUGGUUUCAAAAUCAAAUUUGUACAUAGAUUACAGGAUGACUCACUGGCUCUGAUUUAUUAAUGAGAUUUGGGGUCUCUUUCAGUACAGAUGGAAAAAACAAGACACCUGUAUGAUUCCUAUACUCUUGGUUUAGGAUUAAGAAACAGAAUAUAAGAAACAGAGAUUACUGGAGUCCUCAAAAAGGCCAUGCACUGUAUCUCAUCUCUGUGUUAGGAACGAAUCAGGAUCUUCAGUGUGCCCUAACAGGAUGCUGUUUUAGAAGAGGGUCUGAGGUAGUUGAUGAUGAUCUGAGCUCACCUGACAACAGCGAGGGUUAUACUUAAGGGCUGGGGUGUAAGGUGAAGUAGCAAGCCAGCUGAUAACUGUGCCACAUCCUCAGAUUCGAAGUGAAGGGUUAGGAAAGGGAUGUAGAGUGAGUUAGAAAAAAUAGUAAAGUACUUGUUUCCACUAAUCUGCAUUAGAUUUUUAGAGAACGGUUUAAGUGUGCUGUUUAGGGUUGAACAGGGCAGAAGUCUUCUGUGGAUCCAUUUCCUGCUUUAGUUACAGAGGUAUAGCUGUGAGUUCACUGUAAUUCUAUGCCCCAUUCUCAAAGGCCAUGGCUGGCUCCCAGGUCCACUGCCUGGAGAGCGAAGAGCCUUAUGCUAAAGUAACUGAAUCGAAUCCCGAAUUUUAUUACUCUGAGGGUCAGCGGCUGGCCCUUGAAGCCCUGCUCGCUAAGGGCAAGGAUGCGUUUAAAGAAUGCCUUGUGCAGGAAAAGCUGCGUCCCUUUCUGUCCGACGGAGAACAGCAAGAACUGGAGGAGGCCACAACUGCAGAAAACUCGCAGGAUUUCCCAUCAAGCGGAGCAGGGAGGCAGAACCAUGGGGAUAAAGGAUCGAGUCUCAGCUAUUGGCCUGGACGAUCAGAUGAGCCCACUCCAGACCUGGAGCUGGGGUGGCCAGACAAUGGGGCAUGGAAAGGGAUUACCCGCGCUGAGGUCUACACCCAUCCACCAGGAGAGAGAGCACCACACAUCAAGGAGGUGGUGCGCAGAUGUCUCCAGCAAGCCAACAAGGUAAUUGCUAUAGUCAUGGAUGUUUUCACGGAUCCUGACAUCCUUUCGGAUCUGUAUGAUGCUGCAGUCAGGCGCCGAGUCCCCGUUUACAUCAUCCUCAGCAGACAGCAUCUUGACUCCUUCCUCAUCAUGGCUGAGAAAAUGUGCCUUAAUGUCCGCUACACAGAGAUGCUGAGAGUCCGAGUCAUCCAGGGUUGCACCUUCCAAACCAGACUCCAGAAGCAGGUCACAGGAUUGCUAAAAGAGAAAUUUGUACUGGCUGAUGGAGACGUAGUGAUCACAGGUAGCUACAGCUUCACAUGGACCGAUGCACGUCUGAACCGCCACCUGGUCACUCGGCUUACAGGGGAGGUGACAGAAGCAUUUGACCGGGAAUUUCGGACCUUGUAUGCUGCCUCCUGUUCCUUGCUGGGCCUGGAGGUACCACCUAAGCCCCAGGUUGUUCCUACUCUUUCACUACCUACUACUAAUGGACCAGAACCUGCUCCAUACAUCAGUAUCUUGGAUGGGGUACAACUGUCUUCCAACCGCAUUGCAGAGAGGCGCUCUGUGGCACCACAGCCUGUCGCCAAGAGUCGUGCUGGUGAGUGGGAACUGGUAUUAGCCUCACCUGCUACUGCAGAAGACCCUGCGCUACCUACUCCAGUGCCUGAGGUUUCAAUCCGAAACCGUUUGGGAGCAUGGCAUGGCAUGGAUCUAUCUGGGAGAGCCCCACAGGGAUGCCAAGAACGGCACAGCGCUCUCAGUGAUAUUUUCCGCAAUGUACAGCGGUCCCGGCUCUCAGUAGCCAAAACCACAGGUGCCCGUGCUAGUAAGUCACUGUGGGACCUUAGUCGCUUCAGCCAACUCUCCGGAUCCAGCACAGGAUUUGGACAUAAUGGGAUAGAGUCAUCUGAAGAAGCAAAGAAAUGGGCUUACCAGAAUACACCAGCAAGGGAGUUGAUGAAACAGAGAGGGGCUGGCCACCCUCCAGAUGAACCACGGAUACCUGUGUACCUGGCACAUGGGCGCAUGACACCUUCCCCUGGCUACCCAGGUCUAGGAAGACUACAAGGACAGCUAUAUCGUACAACUGCCCAUGCAGGCGUACCCAGGGCUUGGGGGCACUCGGGAAAGCCCUCCCAUGGGCAUCAGCUACGGUUCUGAAAUCCCUCCAUCCUGAGGCAGAGAAUCUUUUGGGAGGCUAACCUGGAAUGCAAACUGUAAGAUUUGCUCCAAGAACAAUGGCUUAUUGGAGAUCGAAGAUACAGAAUAUCAGAAGAAUUGUAACUUGGUGUUGCUGGUUUAUAAUGGGAUAUGCUAGGAGGCUUUUGCUGCCCCAUGAACUGUAGUAAUAACUGCUGGAUGAUAUUCGAGAUUGUUGCUACUUGAUACUGGGGAAGGAACUUGUUCUAAAGCGAUUUAUUUUAAGCAGCAAGUAAGGGAAGCGGAACAGCUUCCCUCUAGGGCAGCUACAUUGGAGCAUGACUGGUUUAUACUAGGAUGAACUGGAAACAAGCAGUAAGCUUGAAAACUUGCACAUUCUGGGUACAGCUGCUAAGGCACUGAGAAUCGGUAUAUGGAUCAUACUGGCAGGAAAAUAGGGGAGGCAGGAUGGAGCCUUCACUCUGCCCUAAAUUAUUUGCAAAAAUGGGGGCUAUUUGUGGAGAACUGUGACUGAAUUUACAAACAACUACUGCAGGUCAAGGAUAUGCUGUCGACUUCUCUCUGCACAAUCAAAAUACAGUAUUUGAGAUAUAAGCAAGGGAUGCUGGCAUAUGACACAGCCCUGCUGUUUCAUAAGGGUAGGGACUCCAUUCCCCAGGCAUAUAUGAAUUGGGAAAUACAAACCCAGGGCAGAUGAAAGAGAAGGUAACUUGCUCUAAGACCGGAGGAAGGAACACUCCAUUAUGUACUCAAGGAAUAUAGGAUUAGACAAUGGAAACAAAAUAGUUUCAUGUUGUUGUUUUUUAAAUUCAAGUUACAAAAGGGGAGAGAAAAAUCUAGGUAACUAAACAAAAGUAGAUCUAUCACAGUAAUAACUUGGAGGGGGGGGGGGGGAAUGCCUGGCCACUAAAGCUUCCCUCUGUGUAAUAUCUGUUAAGGACAACAUGAGAAUGGUCCAGAUCUGGAACUGAAGAAAUAAUAUUCUGGGCUCCACCAGACAACAGCCGUUAUUUUUUCAAAGCAGAUCAGCAGCAGCAAAGGAUGUCCAGGCGAUUCUGAAAGCCUCGUCUUCAAGCAAUUGCUUCCACUACAGGGGAAUCUCAUUUCCUCAGCAAUCAAAAUAAUUUUUGUCCCAAGGGAAAAAAAUGCAGCAGCAUCUUCACCCUGCAGUUGCUGUACCUACUGCAAUAAUUUCAGCUAUCCAUCCCAUUGGCACAAGUCUUGAGGGCAUCUUGGUGGGUGGGGGCUAGUGCCAGGAAGGGCAUUACCAGAAAUGGAAAAUAUCCCUUCCUCUGCCCUCCUUUAUUUGUGAUAGCCAGUAGACCUUUGGGAAGAAGCAGAAAGCCGCAAACUAAAACUAAGCAUUCAACACAACACGAGGAAAUGUUAUACAGACUUCCACAAUUUGUCUCUUUUCCUUUCCCGCUCUGUUAAACCAAACACUUGGCAUGCUUCAGUACUGGGGAAUCUAUUCCCAAGCCCUUUUUAAUCCUCUCUUCCAUUAGCUAUUAACAUCAGGGAUAAAGUAUUACGUUAUUAUUAACACAGAAGAGUUUGCCAUAUGGUAGAAACUGUUUGGGGAAAAACCAAAGACAUGCCAGUUGUGCCCUCUAGAGGUUGGAACCCUGAGGCACGGUUUCCUGUAGCCACAUCAAUACAAGAAUGUCCAAACCAAGAAAAGUGGAAGAGGCACCAAAGCAAGCCCCUUUUGGGAGGGACUUGUUGGAAAUAAGCCAACCGCUAGAUAGAGCCCUCUUUAAACCAGAACCUAUUUACAGGUCUCAUAGCUGUGACAGAAAAAAACCCACAAAGCAGUCCUUGGGUGGAGUCACUUCUCGCGUGUUCAGAGAAACUGAGCCGAAGAUUUUGCUGACAAGCUGUAGAAGAAAAGACAGCUGUUUAGAGACUGGAGGACCAAGGAUUCAAAGACAUGAUGCAGACUUAUUCCAGAUCAGACCAUUGACCCAUCUAGCCCAGUGUUACAAGGUCCUGAUUACGUAUUAUACAACCCUCGUGUCCUCCCUGACGAAGGGAGCCUUGACUGUUGGAAGCUCAUACUCUGGAAAUGUAGUCCGUCUUUAAGGAGCUCCUGGACCUGAAUCCUGCUCUUCUACCUUAUCCUUUGUAACUGUGUGACUCCUCUUAGUGCCACAUCUGACCUCCUGUUUACAAGUACUGAAGUUUGACCAAUCACAAUUACGCCUGUUUUGUCUGCAACUGAAUGUUAACCAGUUGAUGGUGUCAUGGCCUUAAGUAAUUACUCUCUAAUUAUUGGUGUUUUAAAGGGUAAUUAGAGACACUGACUGGACUUGUUGCUAUGGAGCUUAAUCAAUUUAUUGCCUUUCACACAUUUUAUGACUCUUCCUCUUCACUAACUUGAAACCUGCUGCUUUGCCUGCCCAAGUUCUUAUUUUUUGCACUCAAGUCAUUUUCUGUAAAAAGAACAGUAUUUCAUUCCUGCUCCCAAAAUCUUUUUAAAACUAGAGAUGCCAGGGACUGAACCUGGGACCUUGCACAUACAAAGCAUGGACUCUGUUGACCUGUGGUCUCUCUUGAAAACCCUCAAAGGUUGGAGGGCUGUUACUUCCUCAACAGAAGAGAGGAUCAGUUUAUGCAUUACAUAGAAUGAGGAAGAGAAAUUGCAGUUGCAGAACACUGGACUGUACAACUUUAGGCUGCACGUGUUUAAUUAACCCCUCCUUCCAUUAAAUAUCUCACUGCAUGUAAUAAACUAAUUCAUCAGGGAGAGAACAUACUGAGCAAAAACUUUCUCCUGAGGUGCUAGUUUUCUACAGGGGAAAGUACUUCCACCACUGCAGCCUGCACUGGUAUAUCCAAAAUUCUAUUGCCCUUGGCCUUACACCUUAUUCUGUAUAAUGUGGCAAACACCUCUAAUAAAUUAUCAAAACAGAUCCAACAGGGCCAGCCCAAGAAAUGCUGGCAUCAGAGCUGGAGAACGUCAAGGGAUCUCAUCCCUAAACAUACACACACCACCACAGCAGGAAUAUACAUUCAAAUAAAUGCAGUUUGCUGCUCUUUAACAGCAAUAUAAGCUGUUGCCUGAUCAGUUGGCCUUCCCAGUCUGCCUCAUGGUAGAGCCAUCCCUAAUAUUCACGGUCAACGGAGAGAUCGGCUAGGCAAAUUGCUGGAAGAUCUGCAAUGGGAUCUUCACAACAUAUUAAACGUGCAAAUAGCAGAUGCGCAGGGAACCAAUUCAGAUCUGAGAAAAAAUACAAGGGGAAAGGAGGUUGAUCUGAUCAUGGAUCUCCUAGCACCAGAAAGCUUCAGUGCAACGGUCUCUCUCACAAGUAUUGUUCUGCACCAAAAAAAGUGGCAUUGCCUCUUAAGGGGUAACUUUGCUUCAUUUGCGUAAUAUUUAUACAUGACAAUUUAUUAUGUUUCUGCUAAUCAAAGUGUAAGGCACAUAUGCAAUGCUAAGCAGGAGACGUCCUUUUACGGCCUUCUAAGCUCUGCACCUGUACCUUGCACAUGGGGGUAACACCAACUAUUAUACGCCAGGCCUCCACGUGAAGAAAAAUUAGGUGACAGCAUAGAUUGCACUACAGCAGAUGACAGGUGGGGGAAUACGAUGUCUGAAAAUCCCCCAACAUUAAAAACAACAUUGUCUUCAUGUGCUAUUUACGUACUUUCUGGUAGUAUCUGUCUGACUUCUGUUAGAAAAAAGAUGCUGGAUUUGAGUCCAGUAGCACCUUAGAGACCAACAAGAUUUUCAGGGUAUAAGCUUCCGAGAGUCAAAGGUCCCUUCUUCAGAUACAGGGCCCUGAAGAUCUUGUUGGUCUUGUUGGACUCCAAACCAGCUGUUCGACUGUAGAGUGACAUGGCUCCCUACCUAAAACAGGAUGCUGGAGCCGAUGGGCCUUUGGUCUGAUCUAGUAGGGCUCUUCUUAUGCCACCACUCACUUGAAAUCCUAUUAAAGCCUUUUCUGGUAUCACAGGGCUUGGCCAGGCAUCACAUGUGCACUUUUCAAUGUCUGUUUUUGUAAUAACGGCACACAACUCUGCCUGCACACAGUCAAGUUUCUGGGUAACUCAAAGUGAGAAAUGUGCAUGAAAAACAGGUGGAGGAACCAGUGGGGAGAAACUAGAUGGAGGGCACAAGGAGUGAAUAGAUCCAGAGGAGUUAGCCGUGUUAGUCUGUAGUAGCAAAAAUCAAAAAGAGUCCAGUAGCACUGGACUGAGAGAUCUCUGUCUUUUGGUGCUACACCUCUGAAGAUGCCAGCCACAGCUGCUGGCGAAACGUCAGGAACUACAAUGCCAAGACCACGGCAAUACAGCCCGGAAAACCCCCAACAACCAUCGUUCUCCGGCCGUGAAAGCCUUCGACAAUACAUAGUCCAGUAGCACCUUUAAGACUAACCAAUUUUAUUGUAGCAUAAGCUUUCGAGAAUCACAGUUCUCUUCGUCAGAUGCUGCAAGAACUGAAAGAGGGUGCGGAAGCAGGACAAGACAUACAUAUUUGGAAUGGUGCUCUCAGUCCCUGGGGACUGGGUGGGCUUUUAAACAUUUAUA
Eublepharis macularius is the source of this 7374-nucleotide messenger RNA. RefSeq names its product family with sequence similarity 83 member E (gene SACK1E). The transcript has 5 exons. Lineage: Eukaryota; Metazoa; Chordata; Lepidosauria; Squamata; Eublepharidae. The coding region runs from base 1240 to 2844 and encodes 534 amino acids. The record is from RefSeq and is a predicted model, not a curated record.